CGCGAGCUCUCUGCCAUCUACUCUCCAGUCACCUUGUCCUACUGCCUGGGGGUUGUCUUAUUCCAUUUCACUUGAAUCGCUAUUGGACAAGGAAUGUGACCACGUUGUCUGAUCUCCUGUGUGGUAAUUCCCCGUCCCUCACGACCAGUCCCCGCCCAGCCUCCGGCUAUCCAGCAUACUCGCGCCCUCCACCAUGGACCUUGAGCACCGUGACCUCAACUCAGAUCAGCCCAGGCGGCGAAGGCGCAAUGCCGUGAGGCGACGUAUGCGCAACAGGGCGCCGCUCUCUGCGCGCCUUUCCCUUGAUCCCCAGCUACGCGGGAAUGUCGGAGUUGUGUCCGAAGAUCUGGCCAGUGACCUCUUUCAAUACUCCACCGCGACCGAGGGAAACGGAACCGAACCCGGAAUUUAUUAUCUCGCAAUCUCGCCCUACCUUCCGGGCUAUAAUGCGGUGGAGGAUCUGGCUUGGACCAUCAUCCCGGUCCGGCCGCAGUCCAAAGGACGCUCCCCUCAGUCGACCAUCCCUCAUUCUACAAUACUCUUCCCACACUCGGCAACUUCCUUACAGCCAUUUACCGACGCAUUGGGCAAGCUUGAUCCCACCCGUCAUACUCUUCAAGCACAGCGUCCUAUUGAGAUUCGAGUGUUGGAUGUUGCGCCCCUGCCAUUGGACACCAUUUACGUGACCGUUGAGCGGAAUCUGCUUCGGAAUCACGAUGAUAUCCAGAAUAAAUUCGGUGGGGGAUUUGCUUCCAAUCAAAAUGGGCCCAAUGGGCUGUGGGCAAAGGGAGGGAAAGGUGUUGAGACCAAGAAACCCUCGAAGAAGGCGGCAGCAGAGACUGAAGAUAGGCUGACGGCUGCGGUACGUGAGGCCUUGGGAGCCGAGAAGGUGGUGCAUACCGGUGAUGUACUGCCACUUCCAUUGCCUCCGCAUCCCAUUACCUAUGCCCCGUCACCGCCUGCGCGCAUCUCAUACUGCGAACCUGUUUCUCAAGGCCUACUGGUGCCGACGACCAAAGUCGUGUUGAUUCAGGCGCGGUCUCCGGGUCAUCGGGCACAGCGAAGUUUGCGCUCGAGCUCGGGUCUUCUCAAGCAAGUCGCGGAAGAUGAGGCCGACGACACCUCUAAUGAACAGUUUUACUCCGCCGCGGAAGAUAAGCCGGUGGAAAGCAGCACAGAGGUGGAGGCUACUUCGACCGCAGAUGAGUCAGAAACUGAAGGAUCUGGAGGAAAUGCGAGCGACACGUCGGAUGACUCUCUAGACGACAUGAUCUCGCUUUCUGCCCCUGAGCUUCCCCAGUCAGCAUCGGGUGUCAUGUCCGCCAUGACCGCUGCAACACCCCGGGCAGGGGGCCGUCGCGCGGACGGGACACAUACUCCAGGCUCUGUCGCAUCCAACUUCACUUCUACGACCAUGCGUCCCGGGCGCGCAAACGGCGGAAAGGUCUUCAGGGCGGAAGGCCUGCUCCGCAGGGUACCGAGCGACCUCCUCCACCCCAGGCCUCGGGAAGACGACGAUAUAGAGUCGUUCAUCUUUGUUGAUGUCAGCACACUCGCCAAGAUCGGCUGUUUCUCUGGGGACUGGGUUAGGAUUGAGGCCACCGAAGAGCCGCAGCUCAAUAUGUUCGCCUCUAUCAAGCUCGGGAGCUUCACUGGACAAGAGGACGACUCUGGAGACUGGCGUGCUGUCAAGAUAUACGGACUCCCCGGCCUUCCGUCCGCUAAGCCGCGAUACUCAAUCAACCAGUCUGGCGAGCGACGGUCGAGCAUCUCUCAGCGUGCUCCUACGCGCCUGACGCCUUCAGUGUUCGUUCCUCCGUUGUUAUUGAACAACCUAGACAACCCCAAACACAUCCGCAUUUCUCCGAUGAUCUUCCCUGCGGCCAAUGGGGCCAAGCCUGGUCUCCUACACCAGGUGAAGUCAAGUGUCGUCCGCAGCCCACCUUUGGCAAAGGAAGUGACUUUACUCAAAGUCUCUACUCCGCUAUCCAUGGACCGUGUCCUCCAACCGGCUCUGUUUGCUGGUCUCAAGCAAUACUUCGAGUCCCGGCGACGACUCCUCAAAGGCGGCGAUCUCGUAGGAAUCAGCGUUGACGAGGGAUUCGGUAGAGCUGUUUUCUCAGUAACUACUGGUGGCGACAGUGGUGCUCAGGAUGAUGACUUGGCUACCCGCUUAGGUCAGGUUACCGACUCUGACCACACUACAUCAAAGAAAGUUGGCGUUGCCUGGUUCCGUGUCGGGCAGGUUGUCCCUAGCAUAGCCAAUGAACAAGAUGGCGCUGGUGAAAACCAGUGGGGAGGCGUUGCUGUCAUCGAUUCCGCCACUACAAGAAUGGUGCAGGCUGGUAGCGAUGUAAGCAGGGUACCAGGCACUAUAGAUAAUGGGUGGGAAUAUUGGCUUGGAGUGAAGUCAGUCCCAAGGACGGCCAAUGAUGCCCCGACUCCACAUGGUCUUAUCACAGAAGCUCCGCAGUCGUUUAUUCCCCCACUGCAACGGCGCAUUCGUGACUUGAUGUCAGUGGCGACCAGCCCUCGUGCAAUCCAGUUGGGCAUGAAGCCGGUUGUCAUACUGAUCAGGUCUCAGCAGAGACACAUUGGAAAGGCAACCAUCGCCACACGGGCUUGUGCUGACAUUGGCCUCCAUACAUUUCCCAUUGAUGCCUAUGAUAUCUUGACCGAAGGUGGUGCAAAUGGCGGCGACGUGAAGACCGAAGCUUACUUGAAGGCAAGAGCCGAGCGUGCUUUCCACUGUGGAUCUGAAUGCACGGCACUCUUGAUCAAGCAUAUCGAAGUGUUGACUGCAGACCGUAUCGUUUCAGCAAUGGCUGAUAUUGUGGCGGAUGCACGAGUCAUGAUCGCGACCACGACGGAUGUCGAACAGAUCCCCGAAGGCAUUCGCAGCAUGUUCACGCACGAAUUUGAGAUGACUGCCCCGGAGGAGAAAGAGCGUGAGGGUAUUCUCCGCAAUGCUGUCUCUGAACGCAGCAUCAAGACAUCGCCUGAUGUCGAUCUGGGUACGGUAGCUUUGAAGACUGCUGCCCUAGUUGCUGGAGACUUGGUGGAUGUGGUUGAACGAGCCGCAGCUGCACGGGCCGCGCGUCUAGAGAAACUAGCAGAAACUGCCAGCAAGAAUGCUGGGCAGACUGUCAGCGUCAGGGAUGUCCUUAUCUCCGGCGGGGACGCCGCACGAGGAGUUACGAAGGUUGACUUUGAUGUCGCAGUCGACGCCGCAAGAAAGAACUUUGCCGAUUCAAUUGGGGCACCAAAAAUCCCCAAUGUUGGCUGGGACGAUGUGGGUGGUCUGACCAACGUCAAGGACGCUCUGAUCGAAACCAUCCAACUGCCGCUCGAGCGGCCUGAGCUGUUCGCGAAGGGUAUGAAGAAGCGCAGUGGUAUCCUGUUCUACGGACCUCCGGGUACCGGCAAGACCCUCCUCGCCAAGGCUAUUGCAACCGAGUUCUCUUUGAACUUCUUCUCCGUCAAGGGACCCGAGCUGCUCAACAUGUACAUUGGCGAGUCCGAGGCGAAUGUACGCCGAGUCUUCCAACGGGCUCGGGAUGCCCGGCCGUGUGUUGUCUUCUUUGACGAACUCGACUCGGUUGCCCCCAAGAGAGGCAAUCAAGGAGAUAGCGGCGGUGUCAUGGAUCGUAUUGUCAGUCAAUUGCUUGCGGAACUGGAUGGUAUGAAUGGGGGCGAGGAGAACAGCGGUGGCGUCUUUGUGAUCGGUGCCACCAACCGCCCCGAUUUGCUCGACACAGCGCUUCUUCGUCCUGGCCGGUUCGACAAGAUGCUGUAUCUUGGAGUGUCUGACACCCACGAGAAGCAGGCUACGAUUUUGGAAGCUCUUACGAGGAAGUUUACUCUGUCACCGGAAGUGUCGCUCGGCCGAGUUGCCGACCGACUGCCUCUGACCUACACGGGUGCUGAUUUGUACGCCUUGUGUUCGGACGCCAUGCUCAAAGCCAUCACGCGCAAGGCCACGGCUGUCGACGAGAAGAUCAAGCAGUUGCCAGGGGAGCCCGUCAGCACGGCAUACUUCUUCGACCAUCUGGCGACGCCGGAGGACGUGGCCGUGAUGGUUACGGAGGACGACUUCAAAGACGCACAGGAGGAGCUCGUUCCUAGUGUUAGUGCCAAAGAACUGGAACACUUUGAACGAAUCCGGCAGACGUUCGAAUCGGUUGAUAAACAAAAGCCGGAGUCUGGCAGUGGUAACUCUGGGUCUCAGACGAUCGAGGAUGCGCUCGAGGCACUUAAAGCCGGCGAUCAGCUGGCCUUUAGCCUGGAUGGACCCGCCGUCAACGGCGACUCCAUCAACGAUUCCGGGAAGGGCAAAGGAAAGCAAGUCUCGACUGGCUACUCAACAAGUGGAAAGGGUAAAGGGAAGAAUCCUGCUGGCUCGGGCGGGAAGUUGAAGAACAAGUCUGUCUCCAUGCCGAAUGGGGAUUCGGAUUCAUCUCUGGACGGUCCCCCGGCUGACCGGGGCCAAGGCUACGAUGAUGUCGUCGAGCAGGAUGAAGAUGGGAUUACUAAUGGAGGUGAUGAAGACUACAUCAUCCGCACCGACCACUUAGCUCCAGCUGGUGGAUCUAAGUGAAGGAGAUGCUUGAGAACUUGCGCCUGGUGACGAAUAAUGUCGCACAUGGAUGACUAUGGGGCCAUCUGCAAGGCCGAUGUACAUACAUAUACAUAUAUCUUACUGUCAUGACUGCAUGCCGGGAGAUGACAUGACCAAAUCACCGAUCAUUGGACGAUUG
Messenger RNA from Aspergillus ibericus CBS 121593, 4757 nucleotides. RefSeq names its product AAA family ATPase peroxin 6 (gene pex6). Gene Ontology annotation, cellular component: cytosol; peroxisomal membrane. The record is from RefSeq and is a predicted model, not a curated record. Gene Ontology annotation, molecular function: ATP hydrolysis activity; ATP binding. Gene Ontology annotation, biological process: protein import into peroxisome matrix. The coding region runs from base 194 to 4597 and encodes 1467 amino acids. The transcript has 3 exons. NCBI's taxonomy places the organism in Eukaryota, Fungi, Ascomycota, Eurotiomycetes, Eurotiales, Aspergillaceae.